AUACGAUUUCCAUUUGAGCGGCUCCAUUUUCGACUCCAUUUCCAUGGCGCCCGGUCUGAUGGUCUGGAACGAAGCAUAUUUGAAUAGAAUUCAAGUGCAAAUCGAAAAAUAAACAAUUCUUACCUUUAACCAACUGCUGUAUCUUCUGCUCAAGAUUUUUGCGUUCUUCAGCCAUAGCUUUUCGCAUCGGUUCUAUCGCAGCUGCAAUAACAGCAGGGUCAACUGGGUCACAUUUCGAGAGCUCUCUGUCCAAUGCGCUUGCCCUCGCAACAUUUUCAGAAGUCGAUUGAAGCCAAUCUCUACGCCACUUGAGCCAAUCUUCACUUCCGAUUUCGAAUGGAUUCUUCAUAGUUUUCAAUCGUUGAUAUUUCAAAUAUUCUUCGUGCAACUCCUUCUCACUCAUAUUGAUCUGUAGAAAAUACAAUAAUAUCAGGAUCUAUAUACGUAAAUUCACUGGUUUCAAUAUUCAUAGUAACUACUAUCUUUUUCAUAUACAUACGCCGUUUGUUCACGAUAUUUUCAGAAGUUUAAGACCUUUUUAAACCUUGAUUUUUCGUUCAAUAAAUAUCUUGAUUGAAUGAAAGCAUUCGAUAUCUGUCAGAACAAAGAAAUAUAUUAUUGCGUUCCGAAGUUGGUACAAGUCCGAAGGCAGACCAAUCAAUACAUCAGGCAAUACUUGUCUGUCUUUAUCUCUCUGCCUGUGUAUAUGUAUGUUUGCGCAUACACAUAAAAAUCGUUCACUUUCACGACACUGUGCGAUUGGGCAGUUAUGUCAGUUUGUCUGUGUUGUCAAAAGAGAGCGUUGUUUGUGUGCGUUGGUAUGCGUAUGUAUUUGUGGUAUACAAAUGUUCGAAAUCAGAAAUUUUCAGCGGCACUACUGCUAGAAAAAACAAAACACCAAUAGAUUCAAAGUGCUCAGUGAAUUUUUACGCCCAUUCAACAGCAAAACAAUAGUUUUCCUUCCUUUUGCUGCUUAAAAAUUUAUUUAUUAACCCAGUCAAUUUAAUUUUUAGUGCAAAUGUAAAAAAAAUAAUCCGAUUUUCAACCAAUGCAAAUAAAUUUCAUUCAAUUGAAUUUGAUUCAUGUUGUGAGCUCAUGUGUGUGUGUGUGAAAACAUCCAAUGAGUAAUAAAAUCAAGUGCUGCUGCGUCUCAACUACCAUAUGAACAAAUACGAACAGGAACGAAAAAAAAAGAAACCUAUUCACACACCUUCAAACGAGUAGUAGAGAGUAGAAGGUGCAUCUAGCCAUCGUUGUUGACUCCAUUGUGUGUACUUUUUUUCUGCUUUUACAUGUCAAACGGCGUUCGCGUUAGUCAUCGCCAAACAAUUUUGUGUUAUUGUGUAUACAGACUGCAAAUUUAAGUGAAUAAAAAAGAAACCUAGCAUUAUUUUAGGUUUUCUUUUUGCUUUCAAUUUUGGUUUCAAAGAAAAUUUUCAACGAAAAAUCGGUAUAAAACAGAUCAAACCAAUAAAACAUGGGUACGAUUGGUGAUUUUGGUACGCUUUCGCUAAAAUGGGAUCCGAAAAAUUUGGAAAUUCGUACGAUGUCGGUGGAGAAAACACUUGAGCCACUUGUGUUGCAAGUUACAACAUUGGUCAACACAAAAGGACCCAGCAAAAAGAAGAAAGGUAAAUCCAAGCGUGCAAGUGUAUUGGUUUUGGCGGUGGAAAAAGCGACCGAGAAUUUCAUUGAACGCGGUGAACAAAUUGCCAAUGAAAACCCGGAUAUUAAACAAGAGAUGCUCACGGCCGUUGAGGAGGUACGAAAGACGGGUGAAAUUAUGCGAACAGCAGCUCGUGAAUUUUCGGAAGAUCCAUGUAGUUCAUUGCGACGCGGAAAUAUGGUUCGAGCCGCACGUAAUCUUCUAUCAGCUGUAACGCGUUUGCUCGUUUUGGCCGAUAUGGUCGAUGUGCAUCUACUGUUGAAAUCAUUGCAUGUGGUUCAAGAUGAUUUGAACAAGCUACGAAAUGCAUCCAGCCAAGAUGAGCUCUUGAAUAAUAUGCGACAAUUUGGACGAAAUGCCAACGAAUUGAUAAAACAAGCAGCAAAACGACAACAAGAACUAAAGGAUCCGCAAUUGCGUGACGAUUUGGCCGCUGCACGUGCCGUUUUAAAGAAGCACUCGACCAUGCUGUUGACAGCAUCAAAGGUCUACGUUCGUCACCCGGAAUUGGAUUUGGCCAAAAUUAAUCGUGAUCAAGUGUUGAGACAAGUGUGCGAAGCCGUUAACACAAUCAGUGACGUUGCACAGGGCAAAUCAAGUGCACCAAUCGAUAUGUACAGCGGUGCUGGUGAACUCGCUGCUGCUUUGGACGACUUUGAUGAGGGUAUCAAUAUGGAUCCAUUGGCAUACAAUGAAGUGCGCUCUCGUCCAACGCUCGAAGAGCGAUUGGAAAGCAUCAUCAGUGCAGCCGCAUUGAUGGCCGACGCAGAUUGCACUCGAGAUGAGCGUCGUGAACGAAUUGUUGCUGAAUGUAAUGCUGUACGCCAGGCUUUGCAAGAUCUUUUGUCGGCAUACAUGUCAAACAUGGGUCAAAAGGAGAAGAGCUCAACUUUGGAUAUGGCCAUCAAUCAAAUGUGCCAAAAGACUCGGGAUUUGCGUCGUCAACUGCGCAAAGCGGUCGUUGAUCACGUCUCUGAUUCAUUCUUAGAGACGACAACCCCAUUGUUUGAUUUAAUUGAAGCCGCCAAGGACGGAAACGAAAAAAAGGUUGAAGAGCGUGCAGUGGCAUUCACAAAGCAUGCGGAGAAAUUGAUUGAAGUGGCCAAUUUGGUGUGCAGUAUGUCGAACAAUGAAGACGGCGUCAAAAUGGUUCGAUAUGCAGCUGCUCAAAUCGAAAAUCUUUGCCCACAAGUCAUAAAUGCCGCUAUGAUUUUGGCCGUGCGACCAAAUUCAAAAGUUGCACAAGAGAACAUGGAAGCCUAUCGACAGGCAUGGGAGAAUCAAGUACGCAUUUUAACGGAAGCCGUUGAUGACAUUACAACCAUUGAUGAUUUCUUGGCCGUGUCCGAGAAUCACAUUUUGGAAGAUGCCAAAAAGUGCAUGUUUGCACUGCAGGAGGGUGAUGCUCAAGAGCUACGCAACACGGCUGGAGCCAUUCAAGGCCGUUCUCAACGUGUUUGCAACGUUGUUGAAGCCGAAAUGGACAAUUAUGAACCAUGCAUCUACACGAAACGAGUUCUUGAAGCCGUCAAAGUUUUACGCGAACAAGUUAUGUCGAAGUUUGCUCAGCGCGUUGACAUAGCAGUCGAUGCUCUGUCCUCAAACCCACCAAAAGAUGUAGAUGACAACGAUUUCAUCGAUGCAUCGCGCUUGGUCUAUGAUGGUGUCCGUGAGAUUCGACGAGCUGUUCUCAUGAAUCGGGAGGAGGAAGAGUUAGAUCCGGAAGAUGUUGAACUCGAUGAACAUUAUACUAUUGAAACCAGAAGCAAAUCAAGCGUACACACUGGUGAAGGUACUGUCGAUGAAUAUCCCGAUAUUAGUGGCAUUACAACAGCUCGUGAAGCUAUGCGUAAGAUGACGGAAGAAGAUAAACAAAAGAUUGCUCAACAGGUUGAGUUAUUCCGAAAAGAGAAGAUGACCUUCGAUUCGGAAGUGGCUAAAUGGGACGAUAACGGUAAUGACAUCAUCUUCUUGGCCAAGCACAUGUGCAUGAUUAUGAUGGAAAUGACAGAUUUCACACGUGGUCGAGGCCCAUUGAAAACCACAAUGGAUGUCAUAAAUGCGGCCAAAAAGAUUUCAGAAGCCGGCAAUAAAUUGGAUAAAUUGACACGAGAGAUUGCCGACCAAUGUCCUGAGAGCAGUACAAAGAAAGAUUUAUUGGCAUACCUACAGCGCAUCGCAUUGUAUUGCCAUCAAAUUCAAAUCACAUCGAAAGUCAAAGCCGAUGUGCAAAAUAUUAGCGGUGAAUUGAUUGUAUCAGGCUUGGACAGUGCAACUUCGUUGAUUCAAGCGGCCAAGAAUUUGAUGAAUGCAGUCGUGUUGACGGUGAAAUAUUCAUACGUUGCAUCCACCAAGUACACCAGACAAGGAGUGGUCACG
Messenger RNA from Sitodiplosis mosellana (orange wheat blossom midge), 4045 nucleotides. RefSeq names its product catenin alpha (gene alpha-Cat). Gene Ontology annotation, biological process: cell-cell adhesion; cell migration. Lineage: Eukaryota; Metazoa; Arthropoda; Insecta; Diptera; Cecidomyiidae. The record is from RefSeq and is a predicted model, not a curated record. Gene Ontology annotation, cellular component: adherens junction; catenin complex; actin cytoskeleton. Gene Ontology annotation, molecular function: beta-catenin binding; cadherin binding; structural molecule activity.